GCGCUGACCCCGUCGUUGACGUCGCAGCGGAAUUCCAAACUAGCUGUUGUACGAUCUUUCAUUUAGCCACACGAUCUGUUGAAAACGGCGGAAAUAGGCUGGAGGAGAAACUACUGGCCACAAGUGACAUACGCUGUAACCGUACUGUUCAUACUCGUGAUUAAUUGAAUAUCAACUCCCCUGAUCGGACGCGAUUCCAUUCGCCCUCGGUCAAUGUUUACCUGAGUUGGGGGCAUACGCGAUCAGGGACACUCCAUAGUUCGCAGUGUACCAGCAACGGCCCCAUUGACAUUAAAACCGCAUCGCACAUCGUGCCGGGACAUCGUAACUGGAUGUUAUGGCUCUACACGCUCCAUACAGGGCGAACAGUGUGAACAAAUCCUUACCAAUGGCAACGGCGGUGAACCUAGACUACAUUAAAAAAGAAUCAGUCGAGCCGUUGCCACGCGUUGUCAAGGAGAACGAUGCUAACAGUCGGUCCGAGCAUCGGUUGACAGUGAAUACGGAAGGUGGAAAGGGGCAUAGUAUUGGUAGAAAAUUUAGAAAAGCUCACAGAGAUAGAACCUUAUCAUCUGGCUCGUAUUCAUCCACCAUGUCGAACAGAGAAAUGUGCAGGAUUUGCCAUCACAAGACAGACGAUACAGGAGUUGACGUUUUAAUUUACCCAUGUGCGUGCAAAUUUUCUUCCGGAGGAGUACACGCGACGUGUGUUAAUACAUGGGCAUGGGAAAUGAGAUCAAAUGUGUGUGAGAUAUGUCGGCGAAGGUACGACUCUCGAUACGUUCCGUACAUUAAACAGCCGUGCAUCCAAUGGAAGUUUGUACCACGAUACACACGACGACGUACGGUCAUAGCAUUAGUUGUGUUAGCGUUUCUUCUAGCGAUUACAACUAUUACAGCGUACCUUCUAACGGACACAUUACUUAAUAAACCCGACAUCGAAAGUUCGCUACACGCUGUGUGGGCGCUAGUUGCCGCUGCCUCCGUCAGUGGCAUGGGACUAAUUUGUUUUUUAGCCUGGUUUAUUAUGUUCUGCUGCGAGACGGUGAAGGAAUACCGCGAGGAAUCGUCUAAGCAUAAAGAAAGACUGGUGCCGCGAGAACAAUCGGUCCCACCCGUCACUGUCCAACAAGCAUAGACCACGAUGCAACAUCACUGUGAAGCAAGCAUUGACUACGAAGACGCUCCAAGGUUGUAUAAAGGAAGACUGGACAUUAUGAUACAUCAUCAAUACAGACAGGUUCUUUUGAGGAAGUAUCAUUUUUUUCCGCGAGAAUUGUGAUGGGAACAAUCACAGAUAAUACAUUCUUUAAAUAUUAACAUACUGAAAUGAACAUUUACUACUAUGGCAAGUGACCAAUAACUGACGCCAACUCGCAAUUUCAAUGAUUAUAUCCGAUGCUGGUCAUCGAUGGCAGUUAUAGGUGCCCGAAUGUCAAGUUGCUGGUAACGCCUCUUUCUGAUUUCCACUGUGAUUACACAACUGAUCAUAUGCCAUUGUUGAUUCAGCCUACUGUUAUUACUAUUGUUUAAGUACUUGCACGAAAAUUGUCCUUCUAUUAUUGACCCAUGUCCCUGUUCACUGUGCUGCCUUCACCGUUUAAUACAUCAAUUUUACUUGUCUUAUGAUGUUUGUCCUUAUGUUUAAUCCAGCGUGUUACUAACUACCGUACUUAAAAUGUGUGAUUAUAUUUUAGUUUUUUUAUCUGUUUAUUAAUACAAAUGUUUAUCUUCUUUGAAAGACAUUUAGCUUAGUACUGACAGUGUCAAUAAUACGGAGUCAAAGCUGGUCUAGUCUCUCCUGGUUUUAAAUUAAAUUAACAAUCCUUUAGAUAAAACACUACCUGUGAAAUGUUUUAAGCAGAAAAAAAAUCAAUAGAUUUGUGAUUUAAUUAUGUAUCAGGGAAAAUAUUUCUUUUUAUUUGAUUGGUUUCGUUUUCAAUGAAAACUUGUAUUAUACUGCACGAGUUUUAUUGUUCUUUGCUCACCGGUUUUCGAUUCGAGUACCUUUUAAUGACAAAGCGGGUCGUGUGCAUUGUGGCAGAAAUUCGGAUUUGAGCCACUAGACAGCAAAGGUGCCAACGCCAAAUAAUAAUCUGACCAUCCACCUUAUACCCCAGAAUGCAAUGCACUUAUUCUCAUGUUGAAUUAGUAAAACCCGUCAAAUUAUGAAGAUGAUUGGCUGUAAGUAGUCACAUGAUCAACUUGUCUAUACACAUUGCACAGUUUGUAUCGAAUUUUAUGAUAUAAGUUGUGUAAUUUAACAAUAUGCAAAUUAGGAACCAACAAAUUAUCUGUUGGUUCAGUGUUUCACGUUGCUCGCGAGGCCUUGGUAACAUUCAGGCACUCGAUUCUCGCCUGUCAAUCAAGCGUUACUGGUGGCAUUGUGUCUAGCACAAAUCCUUUAACCGGUCAUCAAUAAUUGUGUAGAUGAAUGCAUUGGCCAGUAUUAGUCAAAAAUGACCUCGCAUGACCUACUUGACCUGACACACAGCUGAUUCUCUUUUAAUCUUAUUUAUACCACCCUAAUAUUGUUGUACAUUUCAAAGUUGAUUUUUUUACGUACCAUAGCGAUCAAAGCAGUGAAGACUCUCGCCUUUCUAAAUGCCAUAAACCCAAAUAUAUCAUAUAACAGGGGCAUAUUCAAAAUAAAUUGU
Molecule: messenger RNA, 2657 nt
Organism: Saccoglossus kowalevskii
Lineage: Eukaryota; Metazoa; Hemichordata; Enteropneusta; Harrimaniidae
Product: E3 ubiquitin-protein ligase MARCHF3-like
Molecular function (GO): zinc ion binding
Source: RefSeq, a predicted model, not a curated record